AUGGCGGAGGGACCACAGUCCAUUUGGCAGAGGAUAGACAACUCGGUCAUCCCGGUUGUGAACCUCGAGGUACGCGAAGUCCGGGAAAUACUAUGGGAGAAGAUUCAAGAGCCUACAAACCAGAGAAAGAUCAUAUUAGUCAUAGUGUCCAUUGCACUGCUUUUGGACAACAUGUUGUACAUGGUAAUAGUACCGAUCAUCCCUGACUACCUGCGGUAUAUCGGUGCGUGGGGUGAAGACAGCUAUGACCAUGUAGUUACUCUGGCACCCUACCAAGAAGGGAAUAAAACUAUCACACCCACAAUGAUAAUCCCUCGGUCUCAUGAGGGGCAAGAUUCAGCGACAGGCGUUUUGUUCGCUUCGAAGGCUAUCGUUCAACUCAUGGUCAACCCUUUUUCUGGUGCCUUAAUCGACCGCAUCGGGUACGAUAUACCCAUGAUGAUUGGACUGGUUAUAAUGUUUCUCUCUACAUCAGUCUUUGCAUGUGGUCGCAGUUAUGGAAUGCUGUUCUUCGCGAGGAGUUUGCAAGGAGUUGGAUCCGCUUUUGCUGAUACAUCAGGAUUAGCUAUGAUUGCCGACAGAUUUACUGAGGAAGCGGAGAGAUCUAAAGCUUUGGGUAUUGCCCUGGCGUUCAUCAGUUUUGGAUGUUUGGUCGCCCCGCCUUUUGGUGGUGCUUUGUAUCAGUUUGCUGGUAAGGAGGUUCCUUUUUUAAUCUUGGCCUUAAUAUCGCUAAUAGAUGGUUUUAUGCUAUUGCUCGUGAUGAAACCUUUAAAAACACAGCUAAAAGAAGCCCAGCAACCUAAACCUGCUGGUACACCCAUCUGGAAACUGUUGAUGGAUCCUUACAUCGCCGUAUGUGCAGGGGCUCUCAUGAUGUCAAACGUAGCGUUAGCGUUUUUGGAACCGACGAUUUCCCUUUGGAUGGAGGAUAAUCUGACUAAAGAUAACUGGAAGAUUGGCAUGAUUUGGUUGCCAGCUUUUUUCCCUCACGUUCUUGGAGUGAUCAUAACAGUAAAAAUGGCAAGAAAAUAUCCUCAGCAUCAGUGGUUAAUGGCAGCCGGAGGAUUGGCUCUAGAAGGUUUGUGCUGUUUCAUUAUACCUUUUGCAAAUUCCUAUAAAAUGCUGAUGAUACCUAUCUGCGGUAUCUGUUUUGGGAUUGCUCUCAUUGAUACUGCUCUACUUCCUACAUUGGGAUAUCUAGUAGACGUACGAUAUGUGUCUGUCUACGGUAGCAUUUACGCUAUUGCUGAUAUAUCCUACUCUUUCGCAUAUGCUGUUGGUCCCAUCAUCGCAGGUGAAAUCGUUGAAGUAAUUGGGUUCACAGCUUUGAAUGUAAUGAUAGCCUUCAGCAACCUCCUGUAUGCGCCGGUCUUGAUAUAUUUACGCCAUAUUUAUGACUUCAAGCCGUUCCAAGAUGAAGCCAACAUCCUAAUGUCUGACCCACCAGAGAAAGAAUAUCAGACAUACAGCUUACAAGAUCAGAGGCCUGUUAAUGGGGAAUAUAAAAAUCACCUUGAGUAUUCCAACGUAUCUGGACAGGUGGCCUCUGAAACUCAAGAGUCAAAUGUGGAUACUAGUGGUGGCGGAUACUCUUACGACCAAUCUUAUCAGGGAGGGUAUCAGGACUACAGUCAGCAAGGAUAUGAUCAGCAGCAACAACCGCAACAAGGUUACCAACAGCAGGGUUAUCAGGAGCAAUACAACCAGCCGCGGCAGUUACCAGCUCAACCUCAACCAACAGCUAGCAACCCUUUCAGAGCAGGUGCCGCGGCUGCUCCUGCAGCUGCUCCUGCUCCUGCACCAGCCCCACAGCCCGCAAUCAAGAAUCCUUUCCGGCAAGGUUUCUAA
Arctia plantaginis is the source of this 1848-nucleotide messenger RNA. NCBI's taxonomy places the organism in Eukaryota, Metazoa, Arthropoda, Insecta, Lepidoptera, Erebidae. The record is from the annotation of a GenBank genome assembly.